AUGCCUUACUUCAUUCCAAUAUCUGUCAAGAUUGCUCUUGGUCUCGGUGCUGUUACAGGAGCUACUUUGGCUGUCGUGAGCAAUAAAGAAAAGCUUUUGGAAGCAACUGAGUCCAUUUUGCAGAAAGGAGCAAACUAUUGUAGAGUGAAACUAGAGGAAGCCAAACAAGCUAAUCACCAUUUUGCAGACUCCUAUGAGGAUCAUUCGUUUGCUGAGACUUCUCUGAACCACUCGAGUGGAUUAAGGAGGCGCAAGGAAGCUGGCUUCAGUGAUGCAGAUGAAGCGACUACUCCUGAUGAUAGUGAUUAUUCGGAUUAUGAUGACGAGGAGCUUGAAAUGGAUCCUUUAGAUUGA
Messenger RNA from Priceomyces carsonii, 354 nucleotides. RefSeq lists its product as uncharacterized. The transcript is spliced from 2 exons. The coding region runs from base 1 to 354 and encodes 117 amino acids. The record is from RefSeq and is a predicted model, not a curated record. Lineage: Eukaryota; Fungi; Ascomycota; Pichiomycetes; Serinales; Debaryomycetaceae.